CAUUACUUUUUUUCCAGAAUUUAUUUCAAAAGGUUUAACUAUUGACGUAUAAAGAAAGUGUAUCAGGAGUGCCCGCAGAUUCUUUGAUUUUUGACGGCGUAACUUACUUUAGUAGACUAUAUUUCGCUGUAAGUAGCCAAAUUCUAAAAACAAAAACUUGAACAAAGCAAUGACCCUAAUAGAAGGGAAGGUUUUUACGCUUGUCGUUUGUGUCAUCCAUCAAGCCAUGACGUUAAACAAGGAUAACCUACAUUCACACCUGCAGAAUAACACACCUUCGAAAUUCAGUUACAGUCAUAUGAUGUCACAGUACAUAGGCAUAUGUGGAGUGUCGCACGUGUGUAACAAGUCCCUCCUAAAAUCUCUCAACGUCACAGAGAACGGACCGGAACCCGAAACUGUCUGUCCCCAAUGUUCCUGUGACCGGAAUUGUUUCAACAAUCCCAAGGUUCCCUGCUGCCCAGAUUUGUAUUUCAGUUAUGGAGUGCCAAACUGUAGAUCUACAACGUUUACAAGUACGUCAGCGGUCAAACGACACUACCAAGUGAUAGAUUAUUGUCCUCAAGGCGCCAAUACAAAACUCAACGAAAAAUGCACCAAAAACCGGAAGCCGUCGGAGAGAAUCCGGUUCCCCCCACUGGCCAAUAGAAGGCUAAAAUUCCUCUAUUGGAACAUUUUUUGUGCCGAGUGUCACAACGUGUCAUCUGCACAGUCACUGUAUUUGUCGUUUGAGUGCAAGUCUCGCACAGAUUUCAAUUAUUUCUCAUCGUACGAAGAAAUAAUAGAACAUGCUAACAAGAAAAUGUGUUCAAUAUCUUUCGAAGAGGACAAAAAUUAUGGCGCCUGCAAUCCUGUUUCUUCCAAGGAUAUCAUUUCGUCCUGCAACGUUACUGGAACUUGGGAUGCAUACGAUUUUUCUAUUGAUGCUGCAUGCAAGAGUGCUUUUAGUUUGACAUAUAAUUCUGUGUUUAAGAACGUCUUCUGUUACCUGUGCAAUGCCCCAGUUAGCCUAUCUCAGCCACUGAAAAACACAUGCCCUAACAAUUCCUCUCCCUUUGCACAACUUUGCAAAGAAUUUCCAAGAAUAAAAGCCGCAUUGCCGUAUAAAAACAUUUUCUGUAAACUUUGCAGCCUUCCCACGAAGAGGCAGUUUUCAACCAAAAUUCAGUUUAUGGCGUCACCUUAUGCUGCUAGAAUACAAUAUUUGAUAAAAAUAAGCAAGGAACUUUUCCAAACUGACGUGGAGAGUAAAUCUCCUGAGCUACCGACUGGAAUCGUCAGAACCUUAGACCAGGACACACUUAAUAUUGCCAUAAAAAGCUUUGCUUUUUCGGGAACUAGGUUUUGCAUGCAAUAUAACCUUCCUGACGAAUUAGAGGCUGUGGGGAAGUCUUGUCAAUGCAGUAUCGAGUGUUAUAAAGAUUGUUGUAUAGACUAUGCUUUGCAGAAUCCGACACAUAUCUGCACUUCUAUUCAGUUUCCUCCCGCCGAUGUCCCUUAUGGCAAGUACAGGGUAAUAGACCGAUGUGUAAAGGGAAACAAAUCCAUGAGCUGCAAGCAUCCAAACAGCAGCAAUAUUCUGGAUUCGUUGCCUAUAACUGAUACAAAAAGCGGUGUAACGUAUUUAAAUCCAUCAUGUUACAUCUGUAAUAAAAACGUGAAUGCUCUUCCAACAGAAUCCGAACCAUGGGGAUUCAAUGUAACUUGUUCGCAGUUUAUAAAUCCGGACUUCAUUUCGGAUAUUCAAGUUUUCGUGAAUGAAUUAAAAGCGGCCGAUUGCAACAUUCAGUUGCUACCUUUGGUAAACAUGGCUCAGAAAUGUGACAACCAAGACGCAACAAUCAGCGCGUGCAACACCACGGGUCUAUGGUCAUCAUUAGACAAAGGUAUCAAACAUGCGUGCGAACAACUAAAUGCGAAUCACUUGCCAGAAAUUGGGCCCACGAGAAACAGCGAUAGUGUAUACAAAAAUAUAUUUUGUCAAAUGUGUAACCCUGUCAAAAUCGAACCGAACGUCAGCAGUUCGUGUGACAACACGACGAAACAUUUUGACCAGCGCUUAGCGACGAGCUGUGAAAUGCUGCCAGCAGUUCCAAUGUCUUCUCCUUACAAGAAUGCAUUCUGUGAGAAAUGCAAUGGUUACUCUAGCUUGAAUGAAGAAUUAGUAAAAGUGCCAAAAGUUGGGAUUUGGGUAAAGGGGGGUGCGAUAUUGCAUUUUAAACCAGGCUUUCAUAGGAAAAUUGUGCCCACAUACAGAACCCUCUUUUCAUUGAGUUCCUACGCUCAGGAGGACGAACCAAACAUCUCAGUCAAAACAUGUCAAUCAAACGAGUAUCUGGACCGAACCAAGAAUAUUUGCAGAACCAAAGUUUGUUACCCAGGAAAAGUACUUAACAAUGGCAAAUGCGUGUCUUUGCUCCCACAGACAAAAGAUUUGCGAUACAACAUUUAUUUCAGAACCAAAUUAUUAACGGACAGUCUAUCGGCUUCUGUAAGUUUGGACGGGAUCGUCAAAUCAGUAUUGGAUUCAGUCUCCGUGAUGUUGAGAAACGUCACGAAGCUAGGCAAUAACUCCAUAAACAGACAGAAGUAUACCAUCUAUGUGAACGAGAAUUGCACGUCGACAAACUUUUCCAGCCUGCAGCUUGAUGUUCACAUAUUGUACCACAUCAAAGAAAUGAUCGAACGCGUCAACGUUGAAAAAGCCAUUGUGGAGUUUUCCAAUUCUAUCCACAAUGUGUCAAUUAACAACAAAAUGCACGGCUUUUCCUUCUCUCAGAGUAGUUAUUCCGAAAUCUUCUCAAAAUUUCCAAACAGAUGUUUUGAAAUUGGUGAACCAACAAAUAUAAAUACGUUCAGAGAGGUACUGGUUAACGAGCUGCUCGUGUGUCAACAAACCUCACUGUCAGAAGAAGAGUACACCGUGAACAAAUCCUCAAACACCCUCCACGUAAGAAGUUGGAACGUUUCACUACCAACAGACCAAGUUUUAUUCGCGGAGAACAAUACUGCGAGGGUGUGCAUCAUAGAAUUCAACAGCUCAUCGUUGCUGGAGUCCGAAAAAACCUCGCCCGACUCCGAUUCGACGUUUAUCCUCUCCUUGCUGACUCUAAUUUGUAUUCUAAUAUCUCUAGUCUGUCUUCUGAUCACUUUUAUAAUUUAUUGUGCUUUCCAGUCGCUCAGGACUUUGCCCGGCCUGAACAACAUGUCUCUGAUGUUUUCGCUGUUCUGUGCCCAGUUGGUGACAAUACUUCGGCCUGUGGUUGCCGGCGGCCAUCAGCUUGUCGUCAUGGUGAUGUCAAUAGUGCUCCACUUCUUUUGGUUGGCCGUGUUCUUUUGGUUACAGGUUUGUUCCUUCCACAUGUUCCGGGUGUUCACGCGCAAAACUCACGUCAUCAAAAGCGAGAAAGACACGUGCCAUGCUGCAAUCCGAUACGCAACGUACGCGUUCGGUUUCCCAGGGUGCAUUGUCGUGGUCCAUCUCAUCGUCAAUGUCAUCUUGUCAGAAGGAACUCUAACGGGCUAUGAAAAUAAACAGGGCCUGGUGAACGAUAAAAUAGCCUUCAUCGUCACGGUUAUAGCGCCAUUGUUUCUGAUUUGCAUCAGCAAUCUGGCUUUCUUUUCCGCCACGGCCCACCAGAUAAGAAAUACUCCGCAUGCGCAGAAGAACCAUAGGCAGACGGUGGAAGUAUGGGUGUACGUCAAACUAUUCGCCCUGACUGGUCUCACGUGGAUUUUUCAGAUCGUGGAUGCGUUCCUAUCCCUGUCCGUUCUUUCUUAUGUCGUUGCCAUUCUUAAUGGUCUCCAAGGCCUUUUUCUCUUUCUGAGUUAUGUCUGCAAUACACGCGUGUGGAAUUUGUGCUGUGGUAAGAAGGCCGACGCGCCCAACCUCUCCAGCACAUCCUCCCAAUUUAGUUCGUUACCAUCCUCCCAAAAAUCUACAAAAUUCUAGUCAUCUCUAUUGCUCAAAAUUGAUGUCGCUAAAUGUUCUAGAAAUACUGCUGUCCAGAUCUAUGUUUGCUCUUGAGGCCGGUGUCGUGUAUUAGAUCUCUGUGUGCUUGCAAAUUAGUAGCAUACCGUAAAUGAGUCCAAAUAACAUAAACAACUAUUCACUUUGUCUUAAAUGAUUAGUUUGUUUUCAUUGGAUGUUAUUCUAUAGUUCAUAUUAAGAUAAAUAUACAUGUGCCCCUAUAGCCUAAAAGCUGGAAGUCAUGUAGCAAUUCGACUGAUUAAGAAUUUUAAAAGAGAAUGGGUGCGUUAUACAUUUCAUUCCUUUCAUCACGUAUCUUAUAUUUAACAAAAACCUCAAAAAUUUUCACAAAAUAUGCUUGAAAGGGCGCGAUAGACGUGGCCUUUAUUAGACGUCUAGAUAUCAAUAAGAAAAAAAAGCACUAUAUAAAUACAUAAAAAAAAAUACCCAAACCUGAAAGGUAAAAUGUAUGGAUUGUUUCUAUUUAUAGCAAAACAACUCAUAUCUUAAAAAAUUACGUAGAACGUAUAGUUAAUUUAUUGACCUCUCAGACUCCUUAAUAUACAACAGUCUGACUCAGUGUGCAUCCGGGACAUCUUUGGCCUUUCAAAAAAAAAAUCUGUAAAAAGACCGAUGUGUUCCGGAUGACUCAGUGAGGUAGCUAGCCGGAAAACGCGUCUAAUAACCCGGAUGUACACUUGACUGCGAAAAUAUAGGGAUAAAUACUACGUAUCACAUACAUGUCGCAUAUUCUCUGUUCGCCUUUUUGUACAGAACAAAUAUACACAUUUAUUUUCUAAAGAUAUGUACAUGUUGCGUAUGAUUUGUAAAUUGUCCAUGUAAUUGUAUGUGUAUCAAUUACUUAGCCUUAUUUGCAUAAUUCG
This is a messenger RNA of Magallana angulata, 4854 nucleotides long. RefSeq lists its product as uncharacterized. The transcript is spliced from 2 exons. The record is from RefSeq and is a predicted model, not a curated record. Gene Ontology annotation, biological process: G protein-coupled receptor signaling pathway; cell surface receptor signaling pathway. Bases 170 to 3952 code for a protein of 1260 amino acids. Gene Ontology annotation, cellular component: membrane. Gene Ontology annotation, molecular function: G protein-coupled receptor activity. Lineage: Eukaryota; Metazoa; Mollusca; Bivalvia; Ostreida; Ostreidae.